This is a messenger RNA of Oncorhynchus masou masou (cherry salmon), 914 nucleotides long. RefSeq lists its product as uncharacterized. The record is from RefSeq and is a predicted model, not a curated record. The annotation marks the transcript as partial. The transcript has a single exon. NCBI's taxonomy places the organism in Eukaryota, Metazoa, Chordata, Actinopteri, Salmoniformes, Salmonidae.
AUGUAUUACAACCUCUCCUCGUCAACCACCAGCCUGUCCAUGUAUUAUCACCUCUUCUCGACAACCACCAGCCUGUCCAUGUAUUAUCACAACCUCUCCUCGACAACCCCCAGCCUGUCCAUGUAUUAUCACAACCUCUCCUCGACAACCACCAGCCUGUCCAUGUAUUACAACCUCUCCUCGACAACCCCCAGCCUGUCCAUGUAUUACAACCUCUCCUCGGCAACCACCAGCCUGUCCAUGUAUUAUCACAACCUGUCCUCGACAACCACCAGCCUGUCCAUGUAUUACAACCUCUCCUCGACAACCACCAGCCUGUCCAUGUAUUACAACCUCUCCUCGGCAACCACCAGCCUGUCCAUGUAUUACAACCUCUCCUCGACAACCACCAGCCUGUCCAUGUAUUACAACCUCUCCUCGGCAACCACCAGCCUGUCCAUGUAUUACAACCUCUCCUCGGCAACCACCAGCCUGUCCAUGUAUUACAACCUCUCCUCGGCAACCACCAGCCUGUCCAUGUAUUACAACCUCUCCUCGGCAACCACCAGCCUGUCCAUGUAUUACAACCUCUCCUCGGCAACCACCAGCCUGUCCAUGUAUUACAACCUCUCCUCGGCAACCACCAGCCUGUCCAUGUAUUAUCACCUCUCCUCGGCAACCACCAACCUGUCCAUGUAUUAUCACCUCUCCUCGACAACCACCAGCCUGUCCAUGUAUUAUCACAACCUCUCCUCGUCAACCACCAGCCUGUCCAUGUAUUAUCACCUCUCCUCGGCAACCCCCAGCCUGUCCAUGUAUUAUCACCUCUCCUCGGCAACCACCAGCCUGUCCAUGUAUUAUCACAACCUCUCCUCGACAACCCCCAGCCUGUCCAUGUAUUAUCACCUCUCCUCGGCAACCACCAGCCUGUCCAU